Messenger RNA from Dentiscutata erythropus, 1247 nucleotides. NCBI's taxonomy places the organism in Eukaryota, Fungi, Glomeromycota, Glomeromycetes, Diversisporales, Gigasporaceae. The record is from the annotation of a GenBank genome assembly.
AUGGAUGCUCACGCUUCGUUUCAAGCUAGAGCCUUACCUCCUUUAGCUAAUAUACUAAUUAACAACACUGAUUCCGCCGUGACCGCUUCAGCUAUUGAUCUAAUUGCAAGUCUCGUAAAAGGUGGUCCUUCACCACUUCCAUCUCCGUAUAUUGAACAUGUAUUUCCGCCAUUAAUGCAUCUAAUGCUGACAACCGAAGAUCGAAGCAUUUUGCAGAAUGGGGAGAUUUGCUUAAAAUACUUUGUACAAAAAGAUUGCACACGAAUUGCUGAAUGGACUGAUGUGAGCGGAAAAACGGGCCUAGAUUAUGUGAUACAAUUCAUCGCAAAGUCGCUUCAACCAACUGAAAGUGAAUCAGCGACUUUUUUUGGCGAUUUAGUUGUUAAGCUUAUCGAAAAGGCAGGGAAUAGACUUUUACCUGUCCUUCCAGAAUUGCUCAGAGCAGUCAUAGCGAAACUGGAAAGUGCUCGCACUGCAACAUUUAUACAGUCCUUGCUUAUGAUUUUCGCAUAUUUGACUCUUAACCAGAAAUCUACUGUAAUCAACUUUAUGAGUGAAUCGGUUAUUAAUGGGAAAAAUGGUCUUGAUAUAUUGCUUAAUACGUGGCUUGAAAAUCAUGAUAGUUUUCAAGGGCAUCAUAAUAUAAAAAUCAGUGCCAUUGCGUUGUCUGAACUUUUCCUAUCCUGUGAUCCGAGAAUACAAAAUAUUAAAGUUAAAGGUGAUUUAAUUAUAAAGCCAUCUUCAAAGAUAAUGACACGCUCAAGGACUCGUCAAAGUAUUAUAUGCCUUUUUGCAUUGUUAUGUCUUCAACAAAUUUUUAGUAAACUAUUACAUUACUCGUUAGAUCCGCACCAAUAUGUUUAUAUUUCUGCAACUAUAAAGAUUAUAAAAUUACUUGUAUCAGAUCUCCAAAAUGCAGCAGGAGACAAUCUAAAACGUUCUGAAUUGGAUGAUAUCUUAGAUGAUGAGGAGGCUAUCGAAACUGAUGAUGAGGACGACGAGUGGGAAGAUGUUGAAGAGCCUUCUCCAUUUGCUCCUUCAGAAGAUUACAUUGUUCUUUCAGAGUUUAAUAAGGCUCGAGAAUUUGAAGAUUUUGAAGACGAUCCUGAUAUUAAAGAUAAUCCAAUUUAUCAUACCAAUCUCAGAGAGUAUUUGGUAGACUUUUUCCGCCAUUGUGCCUCCCAUAAUAUCAACAAUUUUGCUGAAAUAUGUUCGGCACUUAACGAAGAAGAGCAACUUAAAUUACG